Molecule: messenger RNA, 543 nt
Organism: Miniopterus natalensis
Lineage: Eukaryota; Metazoa; Chordata; Mammalia; Chiroptera; Miniopteridae
Source: RefSeq, a predicted model, not a curated record
AUGGUCUGGACUCCUCUCCUCCUCGUGCUCCUCUCCCACUGCACAGGUUCGCUGUCCCAGCCUGUGCUGACUCAGCCGCCCUCUCUCUCUGUGUCUCCUGGAGCGACAGCCAGACUCACCUGCACCCUCAGCAGUGGCAUUAAUUUUGGCAGCUCCUACAUAUAUUGGUACCAGCAGAAGCCAAGGAGCCCUCCCCGGUAUCUCCUGUGGUAUAAAUCAGAGUCAGAGAAGCACCAGGGCGCCGGGGUCCCCAGCCGCUUCUCUGGAUCGAAAGAUGCCUCGGCCAAUGCAGGGCUUCUGCUCAUCUCUGGGCUGCAGCCUGAGGACGACGCUGACUAUUACUGUGCGAUCUGGUACAAUAAUGCUCCUCACAGUGACACACACAGAUGGGGAAGUGGGACAAAAACCUCAAACUCAAUUGUUGUGUUGGUUCACAAUGAAUGAACAUUUUAAACUAACUUUUGUAUGCAAACUAUACUUGGAAGUACCUUCGGGUUUAUAAUGGGUCUAUUUUCAAUUUUUCAUUCUGUUUCUUUUCUUUUU